Ilex paraguariensis (yerba mate) is the source of this 1572-nucleotide messenger RNA. NCBI's taxonomy places the organism in Eukaryota, Viridiplantae, Streptophyta, Magnoliopsida, Aquifoliales, Aquifoliaceae. The record is from the annotation of a GenBank genome assembly.
AUGUCUAGUUUUGUGGGUGUUCUUGUUUCUGAUCAGUGGCUUCAAAGCCAGUUCACGCAGGUUGAACUCCGGAGCCUCAAAUCCAAAUUUAAUUCAUUGAGGAAUCAGAAUGGUAAAGUUACUGUUGGUGAUUUGCCACCUUUAAUGGCGAAACUAAAGGCUUUCAGUGAGAUGUUCAACGAGGACGAGAUUAGAAGGAUAUUGGACGAGUCAGAUUCUGAUAAGAGUACUGAGAUUGAUUUUGAAGGCUUCCUCAGGACAUAUCUGAAUUUGCAAGCUCGAGAUACGACCAAAUUGGGUAGUUCAAAAAACUCCUCGUCGUUCCUCAAGGCCACCACAACCACCCUUCUUCACACUAUAAUUGAAUCAGAGAAAGAAUCUUAUGUUGCUCACAUCAACAGCUAUCUUAGGGAUGAUCCAUUUUUGAAGCAGUUUCUCCCUAUGGAUCCAGCUACAAAUGCUCUAUUUGAUAUUGCAAAAGAUGGAGUUCUUCUCUGUAAGCUUAUCAAUGUUGCUGUGCCGGGUACAAUAGAUGAAAGAGCUAUCAACACGAAACGAGUACUCAACCCAUGGGAAAGAAAUGAGAAUCAUACACUUUGCCUCAACUCUGCUAAGGCUAUAGGUUGCACUGUAGUUAAUAUUGGCACCCAAGACCUGGUUGAAGGAAGACCUCAUCUGGUACUUGGGUUGAUUUCUCAAAUUAUAAAGAUCCAACUAUUGGCAGAUCUCAACCUUAGGAAGACACCUCAGCUUGUGGAAUUGGUGGAGGAGAGCAAUGAUGUUGAGGAGCUUAUUGGAUUAGCCCCUGAAAAGGUCUUAUUAAAAUGGAUGAAUUUCCAUCUCAAGAAAGCAGGCUACAAGAAACCUGUGACAAAUUUCUCCUCUGACUUGAAGGAUGGAGAAGCCUACGCUUACUUGCUAAACGUCCUUGCACCAGAGCACUGUAGUCCAGCGACGUUAGAUGCUAAGGAUCCUGCUGAGAGAGCUAAUUUGGUACUUGAGCAUGCAGAAAGAAUGGACUGCAAAAGAUACUUAACCCCAAAAGAUAUUGUUGAAGGUUCACCCAACUUGAAUCUUGCAUUUGUUGCACAAAUAUUUCAUCAAAGGAAUGGCUUGUCAACAGAUAGCAAGAAGAUAUCCUUUGCAGAAAUGAUGACAGAUGAUGAGCAAAUAUCUAGAGAGGAGAGAUGCUUUCGGCUAUGGAUCAACAGUCUUGGAAUUGCUUCUUAUGUUAAUAACUUGUUUGAGGAUGUUAGAAAUGGAUGGACACUUCUAGAGGUGCUAGACAAGGUUUCUCCGGGAUCAGUUAACUGGAAGCACGCAACAAAACCUCCUAUUAAAAUGCCAUUUAGAAAAGUAGAGAAUUGCAACCAAGUUGUUAGGAUCGGGAAGCAGUUAAAAUUAUCACUAGUGAAUGUGGCUGGAAAUGAUAUUGUGCAAGGGAAUAAGAAGCUUUUACUAGGUAAUGAGACUAGGAUUUUCAAAACAAUGAAGCAUAUUCUUAUGGAAAUUGAUAAAUGGCUUGCUUCUUGGUCUGGAUCUCUGACUGGCCAGUUAAGGUUGGGGUUUUAG